AUCUUUUAGCCAAUUGGAACGCUUUCUGCAGACGCGCGCAACUUAAAUCAGGAAGUGCAGUGUUUACUUCUUACGGCUUAUCCGUCGAGUGACUGGAAUCCUAAAAGCCUCAAAAGUAUAUAACAGAUUUAUUGUUAGGAAAGUAAUUUCAGAGGAAAAUGUCCAAUGGUCCUGAAUCAACAAAUGUUUCGUCGCUCGGGAAGGGUGACAGUUUACAUCACCAAGUUCUCGCCUCUUUCCCGCUGUGUGACAUGACGGAGGAGGAUCUGACCCAGAGCCCCCAGUUCUGUAAACUUCUGGCCACUCUAGCACAACAUGUGGACCGAACUGGACUCACUGCUACGCUCAAAACCGAGCUGGACAAGGCUGAGCAGAAGCUGCAGAGUCAGAGGCGGCACUGGCUGCGUUCUGAAAGCCUCCACAGGGGACUGCAAGAGAUGAUCCAGGACCACUGUGUCAGGAAACACCAUACCACUGUACCCCCUGAGCAGAAUAUGUUUUAUGAGACAAUGGAGAAGUGUCUGCUGGUAGUUAAGUGCACCAGACUGCUGGAUCCUAGCAGCACAACCAACCAAGACCAGCCAUUUAUCCUGGGUUUGAACCCUCAACAAGUGAUGGAGCUAAUGCCUUCUGAGAAAAAUGUUCUUCGAAUGAAGCAGAGUCUACCCAGAGAGCUGGAGAAACAUCUGAAGAAAAGUGGGAGUCUCCUCUCCUACUACCAGCCUGAAUGGGAAAAUGAGAGUGAGGGUCUAAAAAACACCAAGUUGUCUCACCUGUCUGCUCAGCUGGACAAAGAGAGGAAAAGGGCAGAAAUUUUAAAAGAGACCUGCCAGGAAAACACAGUUCUCUUGCAAAGACAGACUCAACUCUACCUAUCUGAGCUGACAAAAUGUAUUCAGCUUCUCCAGUCUCUCAUACUGGACCACAGACUGAAGAUUCAGACCGAUUUGGACAGGAAGAAGUUAGACUACUUUGAAGGCAAAUGUGAAUUGGUGUUGCAGAAAAUCAAGACUGAGAUGGUGGGUAUUCAGUUGGAAAUGUACACACCGGAUUCAAUAGCUGCUCAUAGAAAAAUAAGAGAGAUACUGGAGUCUGAGCUGAAAGCCUGUCAAGAGGAGAAACAGUCUGUGGAGUCAAAGCUGGCUUCUUUCGAGAUCUUAGGAAAGGAGUUUGUGACCCUGGCGGAGGAGUACAGCAGACUACGGCGGGAGAUAGAAACGAAAAACUGGGCCCUGAAGGAAUUCACCCAGUACAAAACCAAGUGAAGAUCAUCUUUGGUGCUGGGACAAUACGCAGCUGCUCCUUUCUCAUUGUUUCAUAUUUCUCAUCAAAUAUUUUUUAAUUCCACAAAUUCUGCUUUCUUAAAGAGUCAAGCCUCCUCUCUUUAUCACCAUGAUAAUUUGCACUGCAUUUGUGUAUGUUGCAACUGAAGACACACAAAAACUAAAUAAAUAGUGCAUUUACUGACAGAGCUUGUCUGAAUAGUUACAUGUUAUAUAUAUUCUAUACUAAGAUGUGAUCAUAAUGUACAGUAUUCCAAGACAAGGCCAGAUGCAUGUAUGAAAUAAGAAGGGUACUAUGUACUCAAUACAGUGGUGUUUUGUUUUUGUUUGUUUUUUUACACAGGGUUGAUCUAUGGUUAAUAGCAGCACUAAUUUGGGAACAUAUAAAAUA
Molecule: messenger RNA, 1674 nt
Organism: Sphaeramia orbicularis (orbiculate cardinalfish)
Lineage: Eukaryota; Metazoa; Chordata; Actinopteri; Kurtiformes; Apogonidae
Gene: haus4
Product: HAUS augmin-like complex, subunit 4
Biological process (GO): centrosome cycle; spindle assembly
Cellular component (GO): HAUS complex
Molecular function (GO): microtubule minus-end binding
Source: RefSeq, a predicted model, not a curated record